Molecule: messenger RNA, 1089 nt
Organism: Penicillium egyptiacum
Lineage: Eukaryota; Fungi; Ascomycota; Eurotiomycetes; Eurotiales; Aspergillaceae
Source: the annotation of a GenBank genome assembly
AUGGCGCAAUUCGCCAUGAGCAGGCUCUUCCGCCAGAGCACCACCAGCUCGGUGCGCCAGUCUAUUCUGAGACCGACGCAGGCCCGCAGCUAUGGUUCAAACGCAGCAAUCCCAACCUUCACCUCAACAUCCUCCCCCGAGUUGGACGAAGCUCUAGAGCGGUUCCGUAAUGAGCUGUUCAUACCCCUUGCUCUCCCCAAGCGACAGAGAAAGAGUGUGUUCAGGGAGAAAUACGCCACACAAUUGCAAAAUGAGCCGAUUACCGUGAAGAUCAGCGAGACCGAAGAGUUCACUCUAACGCCCAAGAAGCACCACGAUCUGCCAUCGAAGAAAGACGCUCUCGAGGUUCUCAAGAUGAUGGUCGCGAACCAGGACUUCAGCAACCUUUUCCCGUAUCUCAGUGGACUCCGGAUGUCUAACUAUGCUAUCAACAGCGACCGGUGGGAGUAUAUCAUUCGCAAAACCAGCGAUGCUAACAAGCUUUCAACCAUUAUCGCGUGCGCCAGGCAGUCCCAGCGCACCGGCUUGACUCUCGGCAACAAGAACAUUGCUCGCCGUCUGUUCUUCGAGCUUCACAAAACAGCCGCCAAAGCCGACUUCAAGAGGAGGGAAACCUUCUGGGCUCUGAAAUUGGCCAGGGAGGCAGCAAGUCUGAUGGAUGCUGCUGAGCACUCCGUUCGGAACAUCCAGGAAGACCCCAAACACCAGCCUUUCGUUAUCGGUACGCUUUUGGAACUCAGUGCCGCCUGUGCGAAAAUCGACGAGACCUACACGCCCUCACUCUGUGGCUACGCUCAGAAGCUUGAUGCAGCCUGGUCCCGAGGAAAUUUCAAGGACGAUGCGGCCACUGGCUUUGAAAACAUUAAGAGACUCGAGGAGAACCUGGCCGUUUACAACGGCAUGCGUUUGGCCCUUGGGUUUACCAAGGCAUCAAAAGACACUGGGAAUUUCAAGGCUCGCUGUGAUGAGCUUAAGCCUGUCUUGAUUUCGCAGUUGCAGAAAGUCAAGAAUGCCGACGUGCUUGGAGACAAGGUGGCUAGGGAAUUGCUUGGGACAAAGCCCAAACAAGAGGUUGAGGAAAACGCUUGA